This is a messenger RNA of Ciona intestinalis (vase tunicate), 826 nucleotides long. NCBI's taxonomy places the organism in Eukaryota, Metazoa, Chordata, Ascidiacea, Phlebobranchia, Cionidae. The record is from RefSeq and is a predicted model, not a curated record.
UUAUAGAGUCGUUGCUUAACCGUAAAGAAUGUUAUACAUUCCACCCUGUGUCUCUAUUUAGUCAUGCGAAUCUGUUACCUACCUGACACCUUAUGACCUAAUUUAAAAAAUGUAAACUUACUGUACUGUGCCUGUCUCGGCUCUCUGUUGACAGGUUUUUAAUGUAAACUGCCAGUAUUGUAGUUAAGAAUAAUCUGUUUAUUUUAGAAGAUUGAUUUUCCAAAAGAUAAUAAGAGCAGAAAAAUGUUAAACCCUCAUGAUUUGACAGAGAUUCUGGGCCAAGCCAACACUGGGGGUAUCCAAAGCACUCUGCUUGUCAAUUCUCAUGGAGCUCUGGUUGCCUUUUCUGGGUUCGGUGAUUCUGCAGUUCGAACAAAAGCCACCAUCUCCAGCAAUAUCUGGGCAGCAUACGAGCACACCAAACAUAAUGCUCUACAGGAGGAUGCAUUGCAAUGUGUGUUAAUGGCUUGUGAAACAGGCCAUGUUGCAAUCCAAAGAGCUGGAUCUUCAGGGCUGCUACUGUGUAUGUUUGCUGACAAAACUGUUGGACUUGGAAUCUUAAAAGCCAAGAUUGAAUGCAUGUCCAAAUUCUUAAAUGGUCCAUUAAACAAUAUCACUGUAUCCUAGAUCAGAUAAAAAUUAUUUUGUUAAUUCUUGUAUAACUUUAUCAACCUACCAUUUGUUAUAAAGCUUUUUAAUGAGUUUGUUAAGUAAGCAUCGUUUUGUCAAUAUAAUGAAAGAACGAAAAAAAUGGUUUAUUGCAGAAAACUGUACAUAAAGUUAUAAAUUAUUUGAAUAACAAUUGUCGUGCAAUUUUACAUUUAGA